Molecule: messenger RNA, 2036 nt
Organism: Octodon degus (degu)
Lineage: Eukaryota; Metazoa; Chordata; Mammalia; Rodentia; Octodontidae
Gene: Pttg1ip
Product: PTTG1 interacting protein
Exons: 6
Coding region: 89-616 (175 amino acids)
Biological process (GO): protein import into nucleus
Cellular component (GO): cytoplasm; nucleus
Source: RefSeq, a predicted model, not a curated record
UCCGGCGCCGAGGCUUUUCCGGCCUAAGAAGACGCCUCAGAAGCUGGCGUCUGUUGGGGCCAAUCUGAGGAACUGACUAGCUACGACUAUGGCGUCAGGGGCGACCCGCGGGCCCCCGCGCUGGGCGCUGCUCCUCGGCGGCGCCACGCUGCUUCUGCUGCUGGUCCCGGCGGCCUCGUCGGAGCCGGUUGGAGCGGGUUGUGCUCAAAACUCAAACACUUCGUGUGAAGAGUGCCUGAAGAAUGUCUCUUGUCUGUGGUGCAACACUAACAAGGCGUGCUUGGACUACCCCGUUAGAAAGAUCUUGCCACCUGCUUCUCUCUGCGAGCUGAGUUCUGCACGCUGGGGCAUUUGCUGGGUGAACUUCAAGGCACUGAUUAUCACCAUGUCUGUGCUGGGUGGCUCCCUCAUCUUGGGCAUUGCUGUGGCCUGCUGCUGCUGCUGUAGGAGUAAGAGAAGCCGGAAGCCGGAUAAGAGUGAUGAGCGGGCCAUGAGGGAGCAAGAAGAGAGGAGGGUCCGGCAGGAGGAGAGGAGAGCAGAGAUGAAGUCAAGACAUGAUGAAAUCAGAAGGAAAUACGGUUUGUUUAAAGAGAAAAACCCAUAUGAGAAGUUUUAAACAACUAGCAUGCACUUCGGCCAGAUCAGGCAGCCCUGAAGCUUCCUGAAGGGACACAUUCCAGGCCUGGAUGAGUAAUCGGGCUAGCCAGGGAGCUGCCCCAAGGACAAUCCCUCCUUCCUGCAAGCUGUGGCCUUCUGUUCCCUGCUGUCUACUUUGUCCUCAAUCACGUGAGGCCUGGUCUCUCAGGUCUGCUAGGGGUUGACUGUCCUCUGCAGGCCAGUUCUAAGCUGAGCCUGGCACAUAUGCUGCCCGCUUCCUGUCCUCUCCACCUGUAGCACUAAGCACAGCCAGGAGCACAGGGCCUAGCUGGCCAACCACUGGCAUCUUUCCAAACACAGUGGCGUCCCCAUUCCCCUUUCUUAGAAUUUUCAUGUAAGUCAAGUGGCUUUGAAAAAAUGCAGCGCCCCAGCCCCAGAGAGAUACAGAUUUACCUCCUGACCCAAGUACAUUGUGUAGCAUUGAAGAAGAGGUCAAAUCAUCUGAAAUUGUUUUUUACAGAUCUUUAAUGUCUCCAAAACAAUUUCAGCAAAAAAAACAUUCUUUAUGUAGAAUUCUAGGCUCCUUUAGAUGGCAUCUUUAUUAGGCCAUGAAAAUCUAUUUCCCUGUGGAAAUGUGGAUUAUAGAUGUACAUCAAACCAACCCUGCCUGCCUGGGAUCUGCCCAGUGGAAGGAAGUGUUCUUCCUGGGUCUCUUGUCUCUGGGAUCCUGGAGUUGCCAGGCCUGUCCCCAAAGACCUCAGUAGCAAUAUCCUCGCUAACCUCUUGGGUUCCCCAGCAGGACCCAAGCACCUGUGGUCAUUCCACACCAUGUGUUUCCUUAAAAGUGAGAUACCUGCACAUGUGGUAGCCAGAAGCAGUGUGCUGUGGAGUGGCCUUGCCUUAAGGGACAUUGGAACAUGGUAGUCUGGGUGCCAGUCCUUCUUGGGAAAUUGGUUGGAUGAAUGGCAUUCCCUAUGACCACCUGCAUCUGCCCUGGGCACUUCUAUUCCUACCCUUGGGUGGUUACAGACUGUGGCAGUAACCCUUAGCCAGGCCUUCAGUCCUGUUCUUGAACUUGCUGGGCACUUGAUAAUACUUUAAAGUAUUGCAACACAUUCCUAAGUUUUUUAUAGUAGGCAAAAUUUCGCCUUCUCUUGUGGAAGGAACUUUCUAACAGACUAAUGAACUUUGUGUUAACACAAUAGCACCUGUGUGAAAUCACACUUUGUCUGAUUCAGGUGCCGAACCGAGAGUAGAGCUGCCUGUUAAGUAGAGUGAGUACCUUUAGUCCCGAGCCACGUGGGCACCGGGGGAUGCAGUCAGCCCUGGUCCGCCUGCCUUGUUCUGAAUUGGCAGCAGUGCAGAGCUGUGUCCUCCAGGAAACUAGCAAUCCCCAGUGCCUUACUUUGUAAUCUUUCUAAUAAAGUGGUGUCUCCUAA